Molecule: messenger RNA, 1853 nt
Organism: Arabidopsis lyrata subsp. lyrata
Lineage: Eukaryota; Viridiplantae; Streptophyta; Magnoliopsida; Brassicales; Brassicaceae
Exons: 3
Coding region: 158-1426 (422 amino acids)
Source: RefSeq, a predicted model, not a curated record
UUAAACUCCUAAAGGUCCAAUAUUGACACCACAACAACAACAUAUCAAGAAUCUUAUUGCUAAAGAAAGAUUACAUGCGGUACAUUAAUACGUUGCUAGAUGGGUGUAUUCUCAUGGCAUUCCUUUCAAUGCUAUUGCAAAUGAUGAAUUUAAGUGAAUGCUUGAAGCUGCUGGACAGUUUGGACCAGGUGUUACUCCACCUAGUCAAUAUCAGUUGAGGGAGCCUUUGUUAAAAGAAGAGGUUGAUCGAGUGAAAGGUUUGAUGAAAGAACAAGAAGAUGAGUGGAAAGUGAAUGGAUGUUCCGUAAUGACAGAUGCUUGGUCGGAUAGAAAAAGAAGGUCAAUCAUGAAUUUGUGUAUCAACUGCAAAGAAGGUACAAUGUUUCUCUCCUCUAAAGAUUGCUCUAAUGAUUCCCAUACAGGUGAAUAUAUCUUUGCAUACGUCAAUGAGUGCAUCGAAAAAUUAGGUGGAGAUCAUGUAGUUCAAGUAGUAACGGACAAUGCCACUAACAACAUGGUUGCUGCAAAGUUGUUAAAGGAGGCAAGACCCACCAUAUUUUGGACUUCUUGUGCAACUCACACAAUAAAUCUGAUGGUAGAAGGCAUUUCUAAACUUGCUAUGUUUGAAGAAACAAUUAAAAUGGCCAAAGAUUUUACCAUUUUUAUAUACGCCCAUCACCAGACCUUGUCCAUGAUGAGGAGUUUUACCCAGAGAAGAGAUAUUGUGAGGCCUGGAAUAACUAGAUUUGCAUCGGCUUUUCUUACUUUGAAAAGUUUGGUAGAGAAGGAAGAAAAUUUAAAGAUGAUGUUUGCUAGCAAUCAAUGGAAUCAAUGUAAAUGGGCAAAGCAUGUUAAAGGACUUGCAGCCCGUAACACAGCAACGAGUAUGGAUUUUUGGGAUGGUGUGGAAACGUGCUUGAAAGUCUUUGCACCUUUGGUUAGCAUACUUAGAUUGGUUGAUGGAGAUCAAAAGCCUACAAUGGGGUUUCUACAUGGAGAGUUAGAAGAGGCAAAGAAAGAGAUAUGUAAGGCACUAGGAAAUCAUGAGAAGAAUUACAGACCAAUACUUGGUAUCAUUGAUGAAAAGGGUAAAGAUCGACUUGAUAGUCCUCUUCACUGGAUGGUAUAUUUUUUGAAUCCUUAUUAUUUUUAUAAGGAUUCGACUAUCCAAUUCGACCGAGAUGUCAUUACUGCUACUUUCAAGUGUGUUGAUGCGUUUUUUCCAAACGAUGUUAAUACUCAAACAUUUGUCAUCAACACCGAACUUCCAAAGUAUACAAAGAAAGAGGGAAACUUUGGACAUCCAACCGCCAUUAAAGGAUGUUCCAAGAAUGAUGAAAAUUAUGAUCCAAUUCAAUGGUGGAACUUUUAUGGAGUUGAAGUUCCCAAACUACAAAUAAAUGGCAAAAAAAGAUUUUGUCUUUGACGACUAAUUCAUCAGGAUGUGAGCGUAAUUGGAGUACUUUUGAAGGGGUGGACACCAAAAACCGAAAUAAACUUGAUACAAAACGGUUGAACAAUCUUGUUUGUCCAAUUCAACAUGAGAUUGUUGGCCAAAAGAAAGAAGCAAAAGGAGAAGAAUGUGGACAUACUAGUUGCAGAUUCUGCUGCUCAUGCUCAAGACUGGAUUGUUGAAGAUGCUGAUGUGGAACUAGAAGACAUACCCACAAAUGAAGAUUUGGUUAGGGAGCUUGAUGAAUCUGAUGAUGAUGGCGAAGACAUUAACGUUGAUUUUGAGUGUGAUGAUGAGCAUGGUUUAUAGAAGGAGAUUGGGUGAUGAGAUGACGAUUAGAAACAUCAUUAGAGUUUAUUUAUUUUUUUAAAACUCAAAUUUAUUGUUUAUUCUAUUUUAU